AGUUGGAUGACAGAUUUUCUUUGCUGUAAGGGGCAUCAGAUGAAUUCAAGAUGGCUGCCUCCACUUGCCACAUUGUGAACCGGUGUCUCUUGCUUUUGGUGGUCAGAGCAAGUUUGGAGGGAAUACUUGCAGAUGGUAAAGAGAAGCCAGUUGAUAUUGUGCCGAAGGAAAGACCACCUGUUGUGUCUGUGGACGACACCAAUUUCAAAGAAGCGCUAACUGGAAGCAGGGAAGAUCCUAACAAGAGCCAUGGCCACAUAGACAAAAUCCUACAACUGGACAAACCGAUCACGUCCUCAACAGUACAAGACACAAAGGUUAAAGAUACUCUACAGGCACUGCUGAAAAUCUACAAUGAUGAUGUCAAACCUUUGGAAGAUGCCUAUCGAUUCUCUGACCUCAACAGGGAUGCCAUCUCAGAGGGUGAGAUAUUUGCCAAGCCUUUGGUGUUGUUCCUGGGUCCAUGGAGUGUAGGCAAGUCCACCAUGAUCAACUAUCUUCUGUCUAUGGAGGGGUCUCACCAGAGACUGCAUACAGGAGCUGAGCCAACAACCAGUGACUUCACCGUUCUACUGGACGGUCCCCACUACCGCACCAUCAAGGGCAUGGAACUUGUCACAGAUAAGACCAACCACUUCUCCCCCCUUCAGAAGUUCGGUCUUGGCUUCACAGAACGCCUUCAAGGGAAGCAGUUUCCCUCAAAGCUCCUUCAGAAAGUCUCCAUUGUCGAUACCCCCGGGAUCAUCGAGAACAAGAAACAGCAACAACGUGGAUACCCAUUCAACGAAGUGUGUCAAUGGUUCAUCGACAGAGCUGAUAUCAUAUUCCUUGUUUUUGAUCCAACAAAACUGGAUGUGGGAUCCGAGCUGUCGAUUCUCUUCAAACAGGUCAAAGGACAUGAGGCGAAAAUUCGUCUUAUCCUCAACAAAGCAGACACAGUGUCAGCCCAGGAGUUGAUGAGGGUGUAUGGAGCCCUGUUUUGGAGCUUGGCUCCUUUGGUCAAUGUGGUGGAGCCACCAAGAGUAUAUGUUGGAACAUUCUGGACCAAUGUAAAGACUGAUCACAGCAUGGCUCAGCUGUUCUAUGACGAAGAGCUUGCACUUCUGCAUGACCUAAAUCAAGUCAUGCAGAAUCAAAUAGAAAACAAAGUGUCGUUCAUCCGACGACAUGCAUUUUAUGUCCGCCUACAUGCACUCAUUAUUGACAGGUACAUCGGCGUGUUUAACGAAAACAAUUGGUGGAAGUUUAGCAGAAACGAGGAGCUCUUCAAGAAGAUCAUCACGGAUCCGGACAACUACAACUUAUUCAAAAGUAUUCUGUCCAACAAGGACAUAAGUCGACAUGAUUUACCAUCAGCCAGUGAAUAUAUGGAAUUCUUUUCGAUAAACUCUCUGGAUUUGUUUAAGCCUUUGAGUGCCUACUGCCCGUGGACACCUAUGUACACAUGUGAUAUGGUGAAACUUGAGGCGGCUAUUAACACCAAGCUACCACAGCUUCUGGCUUCUCUCAAACCUGCGCCAGGGACAUGUACCAAGGACACAUGUACCAAGAAGAAGCCAUAACGUGGCGCCAUUAUGUCUCAUAUCCGUACCCUUUCUGUGAUAGGUAACCAUGGUAAUAUCCCUGUGCACCUUUUUAAUUUCUUUGAUUAAGCAUUUGCCUUUUUUUCUAAAUGUGAAAAAUAUAUUGUUGCUUUGGACUAAUUUCUAUUUUAGUGGAAUACAAAUGCUAGUUUAUUACACAUGAUACAAUUAUUCCACAAUUAUUCCACAAUGCUAGUUUAUUGACUAUGAGGUCAAAUUGUAUUUUGUAAAAGGAUUUCUGAUGUAUUAACACUUUGUGUUACUGUGUUAAUAAAUUAACAGAACGACAAAGAAAUACAUUUUUACACAUCUUUGAAAUAGAUAAAAAAAAUCUGUUCAAUAGAAUUUUUUUGCACAGAUUUGUAUACACACUAGAUCCUAGUCGAGGCCUUCAUCCUGCCAUGCUAGGUCCAGAGGGGCAGUUUGAUAGUCAAGUGGUUGGUGUGAUUGACAGUUAUGUAUAGGGUCUGGUUCUAAUCCCCCUGUGAAUGUAUUGAAUGGCUGUUGUGGCUCUUCUGUAUUAGUGAUAUUUGCUAAGAUUGUUGUGGACGUGCAACACAUUUCACUCCGAGUCCCAACACAUGCCAGAUAAGCCAGCAACCAAAGAUAGUCAUGGUGAGAUCAAAGAAUGAUAUUUCUAUCCUAAGAUUUGUAUCCUUACAAAUAUGUUAUCAUUCUUUCUGAAUAAUUUUGUUAUAUACACAAUUACUGCAUUACGAUUUUUUUUGCUGUGAAACAAUAAGUUGAAUAAUUAAGUGUUGAAUGUCUUGAUUCUGAUUAAAAUGUUUUCAACACUAUUUCUAUUAACCUUGAAUUAUACCUCUAACCAACCCCUUGAUUACUUGUCUGCAUGGAGGAUUCGCAGAAACAUCCAGUAUUGAGGUCGUAGGGAAGAUAACACUGAACUAUAUAUACCAUGUUGUUUAGCCUCGUCUGAACAGUUGCAGACAGUCCCUUAGAAACCCCUACGGCCAGACCUUUGUUCUUUUUUAUUUACAGAUUUUGACAGUGAAAAUUUGUUGAGAAGGUGAAUAAAAUAGAAAAUGCAUUGUACAGGAUUUUUUUAAACAUCUUAAAGUUUGAUUUUGAUUGCUUGGUGAAGAUGCAUAAAAGGUGAUUCAUUGUGGGAAAAAUACAAAUAUCCCUUGGAUUGUUUCAAUGUCAAAGUGAUCUUGACCAUUGGUGGGCUUAAAAACUACUUUACAUUCUGAUUUUUCUAUGGUUGACGGAUCGGUAAAUUAAGCUAAAACAAAUGUAAGGCUCAACCGAUUUAUGAUAGCCUAACCCUUUAAAGUUUUAUAUUUGUCAUGUGCUUGUGUGAUGUGCUUGUGUGAUGGCCUUGUGAGCAAAAGUAUUUUUCACAUGUAUAAGAUACAUUUUUGUUUGUUUUUUAUAAGCAUUCCUAUAUUUGUUUGAAACAUUUUAUUUUGUUGUUAGAAUCUACUGUACAGACCUUCCAAAUCACCAAUGACAGCACAAUAAAGCUGAUCUCAAAACGAUGUAUACCAAAUAAAUAAUGUAUAUGAUAAGUUACUUGGGGUGAUACAUAAGUCACGAUAUGAUAUGUAUCGCAAUACGCAUAUUUUGUCAAAUCACAUUGAAACAUCUUAACCAUAAAUAUUUCCAAAGGAAAAGCGAGCUGUGGCCACAUGUUUGUAGCGGUGAUUUUUAGUAGUGAACUUGAAAUGAGAAUUUUGUGAUAUUUGAUGGACAAAAACGCUAGGGGUCAUAAAACAAGUGGUAAGUAAUUAAUUUUACCAAGUGUAUUGUCUUGUAUUGAUACAGAAAAGAAUGAAUUGCGUAUCGUAUCAUUGCAUGACAACUCAUGAUGCUGGUUGGUUGGUUUGUUGUUUUAUGCCGCACUCAGCAAUAUUUCAGCUAUAUGACGGCAGUCAGUAAAUAGUCGAGUCUGGACCAGACAAUCCAGUGAUUAAUAUCAUGAGCAUCAAUCCACGCAGUUGGGAUACGAUGACAUGCAUCAACCAAGUCAGCGAGCCUGACCACCAGAUCCUGUUAGUCGCCUUUUACGACAAGCAUGGGUUGCUGAAGACCUAUUCUACCCCGGAAUCUUCAUGGGUCUGAAGCAACGAUGUAUCAUUUCACCCCUUUAAGUCACAUUUGUUGAUAUUAUGUUUGGGGUAUAAAAAUGUAUUUUUACAAACACUGACAUCAUCUACAUUACAAUGACUUUUCGAUAGACUUAGUCUUAACAUAGGGACCAUUAUUAGCUGAGCUGUGAUUGGACUUUAGAGAUUAUUUAAUGUUGCCUCAUUAAACAUGCUAAACAUGCUAAACAUGCUAACUGUCCAAAAACAUGCUAGAUGUCCACGAAACAUGCUAAAUGUCCAUGAAACAUGCCAAAUGUCCAUGAAACAUGCUAAAUGUCCAUGAAACGUGCAAAAUGUCUGAAUUACAAAUCAACAAAAAGCUAACAGAGUAGGGCAGGGUCAAAGAUUGAUUUUAGGAAGACAUUUUCAUUGAUUUUUGUCGCAACAUGUGGACUAUUGUCAGCUGAGCUCACCAGACAAAGUUCACUAGAUUCAAGAUUCAGGCAAAAGAGACUGCGAUAUGUAAAAAUGAUUACAAUUUCUGUGCCAUCAAAAAAGAAAAUCAACGGCCAUAAGCAGACACUGAUUGGGUCCUUAUCUCUUAGUGUCCUCUAGAAAAAAGCUGGAGCUGUCAUACUUUAAGAGUUGUAUAGCAGAGUUUCAGAUUGGUUUUAUUUUCUUGGACAUUGACUUAUUGUCAUCAAAAAUGUCUAAAGAUAACAUCAAUUCUGGUAAUAAGGAACAGCGUAAUAUCCAGGGUUUUACAUGACGCCAAAAUGUGCGUCCAGCAUGCACAAAUGUAUAAAACAAAUGCCGAAAAAAACAAUAUAUCAUCCCGCGUGAGUGAGUUAAAAUUUAACGUCGCAUCAGCUUUAUUUCACCCAUAUAGGGACCCGAAGGCAGCACAUAAUAUAUACAGCUUACCCAAUCCUUGACAAUAAAUAUACAGGUCCCAUAAUUAAAAUAAUUACAGUGCACUACACUUCAUGAUUUCAAUAAUUUCAACCUAGAAAUUAAACAUGUGGGGUGUCCUGGACCCCUGCUUUGUAGGUAUAGGUAUUACCCUGACUGUCCUAUCUAAAUCUGAUAAAAUCAUGAAAAUGUCCAUAUGACAUUUGUCCCUGCCAAAAUCACUGUACAAAAGCCCAUCUUUCCUUUCAGUUUUGUUGUUGCAAUUUGACCAUGGCCUUUUUCAAGAAUUAUCCAUGCACGUUGAAGUAACUAGUUAUGUAUUAUGCUGAGUGUAAGAAUUGAUGUACACAUGUAUUGAUGUUGGGUGUGUCGGUGUAGGAUAACUUGGCUGUUAUGAGUAACUGAAUCUGUCAUCCGUGUAGUGAAUAUGACAAUAAAAGUGGUUUACAAAA
Molecule: messenger RNA, 4995 nt
Organism: Haliotis rufescens (red abalone)
Lineage: Eukaryota; Metazoa; Mollusca; Gastropoda; Lepetellida; Haliotidae
Product: sarcalumenin-like
Exons: 6
Coding region: 51-1562 (503 amino acids)
Molecular function (GO): GTP binding
Source: RefSeq, a predicted model, not a curated record